AUGAAGUCGAUUGUUCCUCUCCACCCGGAUAACAGUGAGAGAAGAAGAGUCAAAGAUGUUGAAGUCUCUGUUCCAAUUGUGUGUGGAUCGAUUGCUUUUUUCCGUGGAAAAAUGGCUAAAGAAUAUCGAACACAUAACUGGACCGUGUAUGUACGUGGAGCUACAAACGAGGACCUUGGAGUGGUUAUCAAGAAGGUCAUUUUCAGGUUGCAUCCGAGUUUCAAGAGCCCUAACAGAGUGGUUGAUUCUCCUCCCUUUACAUUGUCAGAGUGUGGAUGGGGAGAGUUCAAAAUUGACAUCACCGUCUUCCUCCAUACCGAUGUCUGUGAAAAGAAGUUGGAGCUGUCUCACAUGUUAAAGCUGAAUCCGGAAGUGUACAGUGGUCCUCAGUCUCCCAAUGUACCUGUUGUAGCUGAGUCUUACAAUGAGAUUGUCUUCCCUGAUCCGUUCGAGAGCUUCCUCGCUCGUGUGCUUAAUCACCCGGCUGUUCACAUCUCUAAGCUCCCUGAGGGAUUCAACCGGCUUCCUCCAGGAGCCGCUGAUACUUAUCAUCUGAUGAGAAAAGGAGACACUAAGGAUCAUUCUCUUAGCCCAUGGUUUUUGAAGUUUUCAGAAAUGGAUGAGCUUUCUGAGCUUAAAGCUGCUCGUCAGAAGGUACAAGCUGACAUCGCCGAGCUUGAAAGACUGUUGAUCAUGGAAGAUGGGGAACCUGAAGAACUUUAG
This is a messenger RNA of Microthlaspi erraticum, 723 nucleotides long. Lineage: Eukaryota; Viridiplantae; Streptophyta; Magnoliopsida; Brassicales; Brassicaceae. The record is from the annotation of a GenBank genome assembly.